CUGGUUUAUUCUCUUCUCUAUGUUCUUCGAGCUUGAGACUUCUUGUGUGGGGCCGAAUUUAUUUAUAAUACUGAAAUGUAACAAAGGUAAUUUUGUCACCACCGAAGGGUAUGAGAUUCUCGUGGCCUACGACGUUUGUCUCUAGCGUGAGGAACCACGGGAAGCUUCGGGUUGUACUCGUACUGAUUCGUGUUAAUUCGUAUCUCAAAAUGUCAGCUUACAGUUGUACACUGGGCAUUACCUUAUAAAUUUGUCUUAUUGUGAAAAGAGACAAUUUAAACUUUAAUAAUGUCUGCAAAUUAUUAUUUUGCUAUUAUCGGACAUGCGGAUAAUCCUUUGUUUGAGAUUGAAUUUAAUAAUUCUAAUAAAGAUACUAAGAAAGAGGACCAUGCACAUUUAAGUCAAUUUAUUGCUCAUGCCGCAUUAGAUUUAGUUGAUGAACAUAUGUGGAAAACUACAAAUAUGCAUUUGAAAGUUGUGGAUAAAUUUAAUCAAUGGUUUGUAAGUGCUUUUGUUACUGCUACUCACAUUCGCUUCGUAAUGGUUCAUGACAGCAAGAACGAAGAUGGUAUAAAGAAUUUCUUUAAUGAAAUGUAUGAAACAUAUAUCAAGUAUUCCAUGAAUCCCUUUUAUAAGAUAAAUACACCCAUCAAAUCAGUUGGUUUCGAGAAAAAAGCUCAAUUGUAUGGUAGAAAAUAUUUAUCUUCAUAAAAAAUUGAAAAGCAGGAUUUCAACGAAGAAUAUAAUUAUUAUAAAUGAUUGCAAUUAUUAGAUUAAAAUUAUACUGUUAAUGUGUAAGUUUAUUGUAGUAAGAUAUUUAUAUAUAGAUAUUGAUAUUUAUUAAGUC
Molecule: messenger RNA, 847 nt
Organism: Cephus cinctus (wheat stem sawfly)
Lineage: Eukaryota; Metazoa; Arthropoda; Insecta; Hymenoptera; Cephidae
Gene: Trs20
Product: probable trafficking protein particle complex subunit 2
Exons: 3
Coding region: 289-711 (140 amino acids)
Biological process (GO): endoplasmic reticulum to Golgi vesicle-mediated transport
Cellular component (GO): nucleus; TRAPP complex; cytoplasm
Source: RefSeq, a predicted model, not a curated record